AUGCCUAGCGUCAUUACCGAGAGGUCUUCCGGAAACUUAUCAACGAAUAUUGGACCGCAUCGAAUUAGAGAUGACCGCAAAGACCGUCCUCAAAAUCUUUCGGUGGUAGCAGUUGCCUCACGGCCGAUGCAUCUGGAAGAGCUACGAGAAGCCAUCGCUAUUGAACCGAAAGACGAAUUUCUUCGAACCGACCGUCUCGUAAACCAGAUGGAGCGCCUGGUAUUGUGGUGUGACUUCCUGAUUUCUCCUCCUCUUCGAGAAUCAAAAUUUCACUUCCGUUUGAAUAUGGAAGAAUAUGCUGCUGGAUUGGCUUGUCUAACUUAUCUUAAUUUCAACAAUUUUAACCGACAACUGGAGACGCCUCAGAGGGCAUCUACGGAUACGCUCUCCACCAUUCAGGCUCAUGAUCUCGUCAAAACGACCGCUGCUUCAAGUGGAGAUAUUCUGUUUAAGUUUGGAGCACGAUUAUCUGGUAGUCUCCGAAGGCAAAAGACAAAUUUCGAUUCUUUGGGACGUCUUUUGGAUCUCCGCGGGAGAAAAUUGACACCAGCGUCAAGCAUUCUUCGUGCUAAUCACCCCUUCUUAGCAUAUGCUGCUGAGAAUUGGCUGAGACACACUAGGCAAUUUUCAAACUACGAGCUCUCUGAUUAUGAUCAUAUUCCACCUGACACGCCCGAUAGACGCCUGUGGAUGUCAUCUGUGAUUGAACGGCGUCCCUGGGCAAACCUCUUUAACGAUUCGGAGGACAGAAAGACAAAUGCCACUAUUAUGCAGAAUAUUGUGCUUGACUACAACUAUACCGCACUUCUGGGAUGCAUUGAUAGCGGCAACACGGUUGAAGAUGGUAGUGUUGCUGCCAUUUUGAGGAAUGACGUUGACUUGUUCGCCUUAGCUUUUGAAGCAUUAAAACGAGAUCUCGGAGAACUUUUCUUGACGUUGUCGCAGAACAGGAGCGAAAUUUUUGUGACAGAGGCUACCCGAAGAUUGAGUGCUGCAGCUGAAAAUGGGAACGUUCGAGAAAUUGAAUUACUACGAAAGAUGGGAGCUGACUUUGGGGCUCCAACAAGCCUGUCGCAACCGUACACACCUCUCUACCUCGCCGCACGGCAUGGUCAUAAGGAUGCCCUGUGA
Messenger RNA from Glarea lozoyensis ATCC 20868, 1131 nucleotides. RefSeq lists its product as uncharacterized. The transcript is spliced from 2 exons. Lineage: Eukaryota; Fungi; Ascomycota; Leotiomycetes; Helotiales; Helotiaceae. The record is from RefSeq and is a predicted model, not a curated record. The coding region runs from base 1 to 1131 and encodes 376 amino acids.